Salvia miltiorrhiza (redroot sage) is the source of this 630-nucleotide messenger RNA. Its product is annotated as pelargonidin 3-O-(6-caffeoylglucoside) 5-O-(6-O-malonylglucoside) 4'''-malonyltransferase-like. NCBI's taxonomy places the organism in Eukaryota, Viridiplantae, Streptophyta, Magnoliopsida, Lamiales, Lamiaceae. The transcript has a single exon. The record is from RefSeq and is a predicted model, not a curated record. Bases 1 to 630 code for a protein of 209 amino acids.
AUGAAUAGAAUUUCAGUGAAGAGGUUUUCGUUUAACAAGGAAAGCAUAGCCGGGUUGAGGUCGAGUAACCCGAGGAUGUCGAAGGUUCGUGGCGUGUGUGCUGUCAUAACCAAAGCCCUGAUGAGGCUGGAUCGCGCGAAGCAUGGGCGAUCCAGAGACUGUGUUAUAACUCAAGCAGUUAACAUGCGGGAGAGAACAACCCCGCCUCUGCCCAGACACGCUUGCGGUAAUCUGGUCCUGCUGUCUCUCGCCCGCUGCAGUGCACCGGGCGAGGGCGAGGGCGUGGCUGAUGUUCUAGGCGACGCCACGAGCAAAGCCGUUUCUGACUGCGCUGAGAUAUUGGGGUUGGAAGAGGAUAGACGCAACGAGAGUGCGGGCAGAGCAUUCAUGAGCGGUGAGGAGAUUGUUUUGAGCUUCACUGAUUACAGUAAGUUUGGAUGGUACGGAGUGGAUUUGGGGUGGGGGAAGCCGGUGUGGGCGAGCAUUGCUCCGCAUGCGACUGCAAACACGGUGGUUCUAAUGGGAAGCAGAGACGGAGAUGGGAUUGAGGCGUGGGUGCAUUUGGAGAAGAACAACAUGCGAUUGUUUGAGGAAGAUGACGAGAUUGCCAGAUUCUGUGGCUUGGGAUGA